This is a messenger RNA of Salvia miltiorrhiza (redroot sage), 1597 nucleotides long. RefSeq lists its product as uncharacterized. Bases 146 to 1360 code for a protein of 404 amino acids. The transcript has 4 exons. The record is from RefSeq and is a predicted model, not a curated record. Lineage: Eukaryota; Viridiplantae; Streptophyta; Magnoliopsida; Lamiales; Lamiaceae.
UAAAGAUAGUCUAAGGCCCACCAGACUAUGCCCUAAUUUUGACUUUCUGUGUCCAAAAUUCCCAGUAUCAAAAUUCCUUGUUAAACUGAGCAGAAGUAAGUAGUAACGUAGAUUUCUCACAAAUUUCUGCAACAAAUUUGCAGUAAUGGCAUUUCUGUUUCAGAAGUUUCAAGAGGCAGUCAAGGUGCUUGCGAAAAGUCCUACGUUUGCUAAGGAAGGAAGGCACCUUCAAUUUGAAGCCGAUAUCAACAAACUUUUCCUUUUUACAAGCUACAACCGCUUAGGUAAGAAUGCAGAAGAAGCUGAUGCAGAUGAGAUCAUUGAGAUGGGAAGUAAGGCCUCUCUUGAAGAGCAACAGAAGCAAGUUCAAGAAAAUAUUCACGAACAAUUACGUAGUUUCUGCACAUAUAUGGAUGACAUUCUUCGUCCUGAUCCAAAGAUGGCGAACAAUCAUAACUCGUCAUCAGAAACAAAAGCUGCCCCUCGACGUAGUGGUCUGGGUCUUGCUGUUGGCAGGACCACGCCAUUGGAUCAUAAUCCCAGCCUGGCUGUGCCAGAAACGAAGCUGAUAAAGUGCUGUGAGGUUUCACAAAAACUGAAGGAUCUCCUUGAUUACACUCUUGAAAUCAAGCCAUCUCAAAUUCAACAGAAGGAUGCUGGCCAAGGUUUGUUUCUGGAUGGUGAAGCUGCUGUGGGAGCUGUAAUAGCCGUUUACCCUGGCAUCACAUACUCACCAGCAUAUUAUCAAUACAUUCCUGGAUACCCCAGAGUAGAUCUGGACAACCCUUAUUUGAUCACAAGAUAUGAUGGAACUGUAAUAAAUGCUCAGCCUUGGGGUACUGGUGGUGAAGCUCGUGAAAUGUGGGAUGGAUCAAGUGCGCCACGGCCUGGGUUGAAUGCUGAAGGUGGUGUAAAUGGCUCGGAUCGGAUGUGGAAGAUGCUAAGUAAACCAUUAGAUGGCUCCAAAGUUGGGGGUAAAGGAGUUGUUCUUGAAAGGAGACACCCUCUUGCUUUCGCUCAUUUCGCCAACCAUCCGUCGAAGGAUAUGCUCCCCAAUGUAAUGGUGUGCCCCUAUGACUUCCCUCUAACUGAGCAGAAUAUGAGAACCUACAUUCCAAAUGUCCCAUUUGGGGGCGGACAAGAUGUAACAAUGAAGAAGUUUGGAACCUUUUGGUUCAAGUCAUGGAAAUCGAGCAGCUCUGUUGCAGAUGUUCCCAUCAUCAAGAGUCUGGUUCUAGUGGCCACAAGGGAUAUCUCAAAUGAGGAGAUUCUUCUGAACUACAGGUUGAGCAACUUGAAGCAUCGGCCUUCGUGGUAUACUCCGGUCGACGAGGACGAGGAUAGAAGAAGAUGGAGCUAAGUUAAGUGCAAUACUAUGUCUCUUGCCCUAGUUGAUUUGGAUCUCUCAUUCACAGUUUGUAGUACGAGGGAGGUUUCUCAUAAGAGCGUUAAUGUUCCUCAUUUUGGAAUUUUAAGUUUCAUUCUUCGCUAGUUCUGGGCGUUUGCUUGUAUUGAUUUUGAUACAUUUUAUAGUUGUAGACUUGUAGAAUAACCAAAAAUUUGUGAUGUUUAUGAAUAAAUUUUUUAUUUAGUUAAA